CAAAGUUCGCCUCGCCUCGCUCCGAAUGGCGAUGAAAAGCCAUCGGUGACAAAAUAAAAAAUGGACGAAAAUGGCAUGUGAGGUGUUGUUGAAUUCCGGUGAAAUGUUUGGUUAUCGCAGCCACCUAGAAUGGGAGGAUGCAUAGGUAUAACCCGGGCAAGAACAGCCUCCGUAGACGACACAUCAGCCAAUUCAACGAGAACCCAUUCAGGCAAUUCGAGGAAGAAUCAUCCCCUGUGCCACGAAGUGAUCAGAUGGAAGUCGGACGUACCGUUGACAGAAGGCCAACUGCGAAGCAAACGUGACGAAUUUUGGGACACAGCACCUGCCUUCGAGGGUAGAAAGGAGAUAUGGGACGCACUGAGGGCCGGUGCAACUGCUGCUGAGGCGCAGGACUAUCAGUUGGCACAGGCGAUACUGGAUGGUGCUAAUAUUUCUGUACCUGAUGGAUUUUUAACAGAGUGCUAUGAUGAACUGGGAACGAGGUACCAGGUGCCCAUCUACUGCCUGUCUUAUCCCAUUAAUAUUGUUAAGGAGGACAGCGGGAGGGAUUCACCUGCUGACUGUUCAGAACCUGUUGAUGGUGGAACUGAAUUGACACUCAAAUUGAGACUGUCGACGACCCUUGGGGACGUCAAACUACCUGUGUACAGUAAAGAUACUAUUGGAAUUGCAAAGAAGAAGUUACAGAGUCAAGAAGGACUCGAGCCAUCCCGACAGAGAUGGUUUUUCGGUGGAAAGCUCCUCGGUGACAAGAUGCACAUCGAAGAGGCCAAAGUUCAGCCAGGUUACGUAGUCCAGGUAAUCGUAAACUCGGAAAAAUCAGACGAAAGUCCAUCGAAGACCAGCUGAAGAGAUCUCCAUGGAUCUCAAACGAAAAAGCCAACACCUUUUCAUAUAUCUCUGAAUAAUCUGGGACACACGAAAGUUCACACCUUCAUGUUUUUCAUACCUUCACGUUAGUUUCUUUUCACUGAGGUGUGAAACCGACGGAAGUCCGUGGAUAUGUCACAAUGCACUCGAAUUGUACAGUAAGACUUGACUGACGGUUUAAGCUUAUUCUUUUAAAAAUAAGAGGUUAAUAAAAUUAUUGGAGCAUUUGUACUGUCGAAAAGAAUUAGAUCAUCUUUAAGCUUGAGAUCGUUGAUGCCUAAGUCCAUUCGGGGGGAAAUUAUGCCUAAAUAAAAUAUAUAUUUUUUAACUCUCUGUGCAGGAGAUGGGGCUAAUUUUUUGAAGGAUUUUUUUUAGAUAACUAAUCAGUUCGGAUAAUGAUUGAAAUCCUGGCAUCGAGAGUUUUGAUGAACAGUUGUAGUUAUUGACGAGUCUAUGACUAAUGAAUUUAUCUUCGUUACGCUUUUUGGGUGAGAAUGGUUUGUGGAAAAUUCUAGGACUUUUGCUACGAAAGUCUGUUGGAAAUUCCGCAAUUUCGUCGAUGGGAAAUAGUCGGUAAAAAGAAAAUUGCGAAUAAUGGAUUGAGAUUAAUUGAUUUGUGGACAUGUUUUUUUUUAUUUUUACAUUUCAGUCGAUAAAUUGUCAAUAUUUCUGUCUGGAGUUAUUUCUGUUUCGAAAAAUGCUCGGAAAACUGUGACAUUCUUUCGAAAAAUGAGUGGAUGAUCAGAGAAAUUAGUGAAUAGAAUAUCCAGACGAAGUUUUGGAAACUUCUGUUUAUUUAUAAUUUACUUUUAAAGAUGGACAAAGUCGAUUGGCAAUUCUAGUACUUCUACUGCAAAAUUUCACAAUUUUUUUCGUUGAAAGUAUUCAAUGAAAUUUUUUUACAAAAAGUGACAAAAAUCCUUUGGAUUUGUGAUCUUUAAUGCGACCUAUCUACUGGGAUUUUAUUCGCAGAAAUUCCUCUGCGCGAAUUCUUCAAGAUUUUCCAUCCCAUUUUAUUGUGAUUCGCAUUAAAAAAUGAACGGAAAACUUGAGAAAUUAUGAAAGAAGAUUUCCACAGAAAAAAUUUAUUCCAAAAAAUGUAUGGGCAAGGACAAAAAAUUAAACGAAUUGUUGAAUGGAAAUUUCUGCAGAAGCUCUAAAAAUUUCUGUUAAUUUAUCAAUUCAAUUUUAAAUAUGGAAAAAAAUGAUGGGAAAUUAUUCUGUCCAUUUUUCAAAAGUGACUAAUUCUAUUGAAAUUUAUUUACAGAAAUUCCUCUGCACAAACUUUUCAGUUUUUCUUAAAAAAUUUCAAUCUCUUUCGGUCAAACAUUUCUAUUCCAAAUAAUCCAUACAAAAGAGACAGUAAUAAAACGAAUUAUUGAAUAGAAUUUCCUCCCGAAGCUCUAGAUUUUUCUAUUGAAUUGUUUCAUUCGCAAGAAUAGUAACAAAAAGCAAAAAAUGGAAUCAUUUGAAUUCUUUUCCUUUCUUUCACGAAAAUAAAUCUAUGGUUAUUCUAAUACGUAACCACCUGCGUGUACUGCGUGUGUAUAUACCGUGCGUAAUAUCUUUAUUGCCUACGUUGAUAUAUAUUAUGUAUAGAAAAUUGUUUGUACACAGUCUGCACACGCGUGAAUCAUUUCGUAUUCGUAUUUUUUAUCAAGUGUCCUCGAGGUGAAAGAGUCAACAAUCGUCGGCGAAUCGUAUUCUUUCUGCGAUGCGAAUUAUUUAUGAGGUCUUCGUACAAAUAUGUUCAAAGAUACUAUCUAUCGACAAAUAUGAGCAUGACAGGCGUUGUGUGACGUCACGUCUGUGUAUUCGGUAAAUUAAUCGAUUCGUUUUCUGGUCAAUUCUCACUCACUGCUUCAUGCUUAAUCCGUUAUUAUUCUCGUGUCGUCUGUAUAUUCAUUUUUUUUAUUGACAAGAUGGUUUUUCAGUGGGAGAACGUGAUUGUUGUGGGGAUUCGGUCGUCAAGUGGGGAAAAUGUAAUGAAUUGGGUGAUUUUUCAGAUUUUAGCAAAAGUUAAUCAACUUUUAUUUUUAUUUCGGCAUUGACUGGUUGAAAAAUGCCGAAUUCUGUUGGCAAUAAACGACUCGAAAAAAAGGUUGAUGAGUAAUUUUGUAAUAGCUCUUGACAUUUCGCUCUGAAAACACAGCAUUCCGGGAUAAAUGCACAAUUAUCAAACUGAUAAAGUACGUUUCACCGCUUCCCACUGAAUAUCCAACACAAUUUGUAAAAAAUCCCUGAAAAGCCAUCCACUUCAAAAACAAUGAUUUUCCUCCUUAAACCAAUUUUUUCAAUCACAUUCAAUCUUUUUACCUAGAAAAUGACGAUAAAUACCCCAAGGGACGAGAACAAACUGUAAAAAUUAGUGACGGGAUACGAAUGAGACGCAUUUAUUUAUAAUCUAAAUAAAACUAACUUUUGAGACGAGUAAGAAAAUUGUUUUUUAUCAGACUGAUUGUGCCAGUAGAUCCCCCCGGUGAGCUCUCAAGAAUGUGUCCCAAUCGAUAAUUAUCUCAAGUCAGAGGACUUUUUAUUUUAUGGAGAGAGCGCAGUGAAAUUCCAAAAUAGCUGGUUUUUUCAUUUAUCGUGCUUAUAUUUUUUCAUAUUUCCCGAAGUAUUUAUUCGGAAUCUAAUGAAUGAAACAGUGAAAAAAAAUCUGAGAAACUGAGAAAAAAUGCCAAAAACCCAAAGAAUGAAGAUUUUCAA
Messenger RNA from Diachasma alloeum, 3582 nucleotides. RefSeq names its product ubiquitin domain-containing protein 1. The record is from RefSeq and is a predicted model, not a curated record. NCBI's taxonomy places the organism in Eukaryota, Metazoa, Arthropoda, Insecta, Hymenoptera, Braconidae. Gene Ontology annotation, molecular function: protein binding. The coding region runs from base 130 to 852 and encodes 240 amino acids. The transcript is spliced from 4 exons.